UAAUACUAAAAGUCUAUCGAAAUAUUUACAUCUGUACACGAGCAGUUGUUAUCUAAUCGCCGAAGUUUCGCCGAAAUUGCGCACAGAAAAAUAGGAUUUGUUUUCAUCGGGAAAUUAUGCGUUUGAAAGAGAAGGAUGAUUAGACGUCAGCAACCUCAAUAUGAUUGUAAUAUUAAGCCGGUCGAGCUUCAGUAAACCUAGAGAAACGCAACCAAAAUGAUCAAAUUCCUUCUGUUCGCCACUUUGAUGGUUCCGGCCAUCCUGGCCCAGACACCAGUUCGUCAGUGCCCCAACGGAGCCCCGAUGCCACAAUCGGUGAACAUCAACGAUUGCACCGGAUCGCCCUGUCCGAUUCGCAACGGUCAACGGCUGCUUGCCCAAGGCGUCGGAAUCACCAGCCCCGUUGCCACCAACGGACUCGAGGCGUACAUCACGAUCCGGCUGGGUAUUCUGCAAAUCCCAUUCCCGAUGCCGGAGGGAUUGGAAGAUGCUUGCUCGAUGGGAACCCCUCCCGGAACGUGCCCGGUGUCAGCAGGACAGGUUUUCGAUUACGACUUGGACAUGGAAGGUCAAUCGUUGCCACUGAGCGGAGUAACCGUCCUGAUCGAGGUCGGCUUGCGAGCGGAUGAUGGUUCACAUGUCACCUGUUUGCAGUUCGAUGCUUUGAUCACAAACUAGAUUUAAACAAAGGAGAUAAAUUUAGACGUUAAUUUAACAACUAUCUACGUUCUAACAUAUGAAAAUGGGCUUCGUGGCC
Messenger RNA from Armigeres subalbatus, 757 nucleotides. RefSeq lists its product as uncharacterized. Bases 217 to 678 code for a protein of 153 amino acids. The transcript has 3 exons. Lineage: Eukaryota; Metazoa; Arthropoda; Insecta; Diptera; Culicidae. The record is from RefSeq and is a predicted model, not a curated record.